GGGGUUUGCAGCGGUGGGGGGCAGGGGGUGCCCCCGGUGCUGCCCACGCCCCGGCCCCACCGUGCUGUGUCUUUGCCGCAGGAGAGCUUGCAGAGGAAGGAUCGCCCGGCCCCCCCCCGGCCCCCCCCGGCGCCCCCCGCCCCGGUCCGGCCCGGGAUGCUGCGUGGAGCUGAGCACUGAAGCGGGCGCCAUGGGGCGCGCGUCGUAGCCCCCCGCCGUGGCCCCCCCGCGCGUGGCACCGGUGGCAGAGCCCACUCGGUCGGUGCUGAGCGCUCCUUGAUGGAAUUGCGGUGAAUGGAACAGAAGCCCAGCACCCUGGACCCGCUGUCGGAGCCAGAGGACACCCGGUGGCUGGAUGGCAAGCGCAAAAGAAAGAGCAGCCAAUGUUUGGUGAAGAGCAGCAUGUCAGGGUACAUCCCUAGUUACCUGGACAAAGAUGAACAGUGCGUGGUGUGCGGGGAUAAAGCCACCGGCUACCACUACCGCUGCAUCACCUGCGAGGGCUGCAAGGGCUUUUUCCGUCGGACCAUCCAGAAGAACCUGCACCCCACCUACUCCUGCAAGUACGAUGGCUGCUGCGUCAUCGACAAGAUCACCCGCAACCAGUGCCAGCUCUGCCGCUUCAAGAAGUGCAUCUCUGUGGGCAUGGCCAUGGACCUGGUGCUGGAUGACUCGAAGCGGGUAGCGAAGCGGAAGCUGAUCGAGGAGAACCGGGAGCGGCGGCGGAAGGAGGAGAUGAUCAAGUCGCUGCAGCAUCGCCCCAACCCCACCGCGGAGGAGUGGGAGCUGAUCCACGUGGUGACGGAGGCCCACCGCAGCACCAACGCCCAGGGCAGCCACUGGAAGCAGAAGCGGAAAUUCCUGCCCGAGGACAUCGGCCAGUCACCCAUGGCUUCCAUGCCCGAUGGGGACAAAGUCGACCUGGAGGCGUUCAGCGAGUUUACAAAAAUCAUCACCCCGGCCAUCACCCGCGUGGUCGACUUUGCCAAAAAACUGCCCAUGUUUUCGGAGCUGCCUUGCGAAGACCAGAUCAUCCUGCUGAAGGGCUGCUGCAUGGAGAUCAUGUCGCUGCGGGCGGCCGUGCGCUACGACCCCGAGAGCGAGACGCUGACGCUCAGCGGGGAGAUGGCCGUCAAGCGGGAGCAGCUCAAGAACGGCGGCCUCGGCGUCGUCUCCGAUGCCAUCUUCGACCUGGGCAAGUCCCUCUCUGCCUUCAACCUGGACGACACCGAGGUGGCCCUGCUCCAGGCCGUGCUGCUCAUGUCCUCAGACCGGACGGGGCUGAUCUGCGUGGAGAAGAUCGAGAAGUGCCAGGAGACGUACCUGCUGGCCUUCGAGCACUACAUCAACUACCGCAAACACAACAUUCCCCACUUCUGGCCCAAGCUGCUGAUGAAGGUGACGGAUCUGCGGAUGAUCGGCGCCUGCCACGCCAGCCGCUUCCUGCACAUGAAGGUGGAGUGUCCCACCGAGCUCUUCCCCCCCCUCUUCCUCGAGGUCUUCGAGGACCAGGAGGUGUAGGGCUGCCACCCCCCCCCCCCCCCGCCCCGUGCCCCCCCACCCCCGCUCCGCUCCCCCCCGCCCCCCAAAUUUUUCUUAUCCCUGCCCCCCUCCUCCCAGGGGCGAGGGCGGGGGGAUGCUGCGCCCAGGGUGGGGGUCCCGCCGUGCCCCCCCGCGGCUGCCACCCCCCGCCGCCCCCCCCGCGCCCCAGGACUUGACGAAUUUUGUUUGUUUGCACAGGGAAGGGCCCCGACGGUCGAGCGUUUCCUUUAUUGUCCUUCUCUUCUUAGAUUAUUAUUUUUUAAGCAUUUAUUUCCCUCCCUGAGAGGCUAAAAUAUUAAACUAACUGCACUUUGGAAGGAGAGGAGAGGAGGAGGAGGAGGAAGAGCAGAGGAGAGGAGAGGAGGGGGCUCUGGGCUGCACAGGGAGAGGCUGCCCCGGCCGGGGGGGCCGCGGCCACAUGCACUUUUGGCCGGGCAGCGGCGCGGGGGCCGGGGGGGGCCAGGACCCCCCCCCAUAGCGGCGUGGGGGGCACGGGGGGCACAGCGGUGGCGAGGGGGACCCCAGCCCGUAGGGGCGCGGGGCUGGUGGACCCCCCCACAGCCCACUGGCCUCUGGGUCUGCCCCGGCUGGGGUGGCCCCCCCUGCCCCGCACACAUGUCCCCCCCCCAGAUUCGGGGCCAGAUUCGGGGCUUUGGUUUUCUCUGUCUUUUUUUUGGGCUGAGAGGAGAUGAUUUUGUGCCAAGCGCCGGUGGAUGGUGGGCGCUGCGGGACGCCGGGGGGGGGGCCGUGGGGACCCGCUGCGGCCGCCCCCCCACACCCCCACCUUUUCCGUUGUCCUUUUUUUGUUGUUUUUUCCCCUCGUCCUCGUGGGUUUAUUUGUCGUGUCCGUCAGGAGUUGCAAUGGCCCCAGAGGCGCCGGCGGGGGGGGGCAGCGGGUGCCCCCCCGGGACCCCGCACAGCCCCCACUGCACUACUGCCCCGGCCCCCUGGCAGCAGCACUUUGGGGGGGCUGCAUCCCCCAACUGCCCCCCCCCGCUCUGGGGGGGGCCAGGCUGCGGCGGGGGCCGGCGGGGGGCCGGGGGGGGGGGCCAGGGGUCCCGGCUCGGCGGGGGGCAGGGCUGCAGCGGGGGCACCCGGGAAUGGUUUUAUCACCUUUUUCCCCCCCAAUUUAGGUUUGUGAAUUUUUUCUUACCUCAGGCGGAGGCCGAGGGGGGGCGCGGGCCGGGGGGCGGCCGGCGAGGCAGGCAGCCUGCCGGGGCCCACCUAAGCUAAUAUAUAUAUAUAUAUAUAAAUAUAUAUAAAAUAUAUAAUUUUUGUAAUUAAAAAAAAAAAAUCUUUUUACGGGUCGUUUAAAAGCAGAAAUCCCAACACGAGACACUUCCCCCCCCACCCUGGGCACAGGGGGCCGGGCCGGGCUCCCCACCACACCCCGGCCCCCCGCCACGGGGGUCGUGUCUGGGGACCCCGCCAGACCCCCUGCAGCCGGGUCGGGGGGUGCAGUGGGGCCAUGGCGUGGCAGGGCCGUGGCACCCAUGGGUGCCCUCGCGGCCGGGGCGGGGGGGGGUCUCACGGUGCCCUCGGCCCCUCGCAGCAAGGCCAGCUUUGCACUUGGUGCAACAUGUCUUAAAACUCUCACCUCGGGUGUCCGGCACGGGGUGGGGGGGUCCCGGCGCGGCCCCCAGCGAACACGGCUGCGCCGGCACCGGCGGCGGGUUGUGCAAUAGGAGCCGGUGCCGGGAAACACUAACGCCCGCGCUGGGGGGGGGCACAGGGUUUGGGGAUUCAUCCCCCCCCCCCCCCGGCAGCACCGGCCCCCCGCCGCCCACGGUCACGCCGAGCCCUGCCCUGCGCCGGCCUUAACACGUGCCUUCGGGCCGCGGGCGGGGGCCGCGUCCCCCACGGCACGGCGGCCGGGCGAUGCCCGUGCCGCGCGACGCCGGCGUGACGGCCACGCGUGCUGGAGCGACGCCCGCGCGAUGGCCGCGCCGCGCCGGUGCCGUGGCCGUGCCGCGGCCACGCGAUGCCCGUGCGUUCCCGUGCGCGGUCCGUGAGAAGCUGCGCGCCGACCACGCGCCGCCCGCCCGCGUGGCAGGGCAGAGCUGUCGCGGCAUGUGUCUUAAGCAGCAAAACGUGACCCCCACGCAGCCGGGUGGGAGCCCCCCCCCCCCCGGGCGGCAGCACGGUGCCCUGGGGUGGCUCGUCCUGGGGGGGGGCACAGCCCGGCCCCCCGCCCCGCUGGCCAGCAUGCCCUCGCACUCCCCCCCCGCGCCGCUCCUUCUCGUCUCCGUCUCGCGUCGCCAUCGCACGUCCAGCGUCGGCCCCGGCUUCGCCGGGGGGGCAGAACCGGUGCCCCCCCCCCCCCCCCCCCCCCCCCCCCGCCACCUCCCCCGGGCCAUCCCCAUCCCUGCGUCCCCAGUCCCCGUGUCCCCCGUCCCCCCCAAGCACAUACCUCAUGGCUCCCGGAGCUGCCCCUGCUUGGGGCCGCGUCGAGCCCAGCCGGCACGGCUCGGCAUGCCCCGGCAUGGCUUGGCACAGCCCGGCGCGGGGUCCCCCUACUAUGCAUGGUGCCGCGGUGGCGGCGGGGGCCGCGGCCGGCGUCGCUGAAUGUAGGGCGCGGGACGGGGGGGCCGCUGAGCUCCGUGACAAUCACAGUCUGUGACGUGCGAUUUUAAACCCUUUUGUGUUUUGGUCAGGAUUUUAAAGAAAGAUAUUUUUAUGGUAA
Aquila chrysaetos chrysaetos is the source of this 4225-nucleotide messenger RNA. RefSeq names its product thyroid hormone receptor alpha (gene THRA). Bases 295 to 1521 code for a protein of 408 amino acids. Gene Ontology annotation, molecular function: nuclear receptor activity; zinc ion binding; RNA polymerase II cis-regulatory region sequence-specific DNA binding. Gene Ontology annotation, biological process: negative regulation of transcription by RNA polymerase II; positive regulation of transcription by RNA polymerase II; retinoic acid receptor signaling pathway. Lineage: Eukaryota; Metazoa; Chordata; Aves; Accipitriformes; Accipitridae. The transcript has 9 exons. The record is from RefSeq and is a predicted model, not a curated record.